AUGUCUCCAGUGAGGAGUACGGCAUCACCUCUAUACAUUAAUAUUCUGUUACUCAGUCGGAGUACAGGAGUGGAUUGGAUCAUCGUUAAGAAAUUUUUCCUGAUUGCCUUUGCUGUGAUCGCAGCUGUAGCUGCUGAUGUCAGCCACUUGCCUUCAAACGAAUACUUGCCCCCCGUACAAGAGGCCGCUCCAGUUGCUGCUCCCACCAGCGAGUACUUGCCCCCUGUCCAACAGGUUGCUCCAGUUGAAUCUGCUCCCGCUCAUGAAUUGGCCGAUGAUGGUUACCGUUACAAGACCAACCGUCGUGUUGUAUACCGUCGCAACCGUCGUGAUGUCAGCCACUUGCCAUCCAACGAAUACUUGCCCCCUGUACAACAAGAAGCUGCUCCCGUAGUUGCUCCCACCAACGAAUACUUGCCCCCUGUCCAACAGGUUGAAUCUGCUCCCGCUCAUGAAUUGGCCGAUGAUGGUUACCGUUACAAGACCAACCGUCGCGUUGUAUACCGUCGCAACCGUCGUGAUGUCAGCCACUUGCCCUCCAACGAAUACUUGCCCCCUGUACAACAAGAAGCCGUUGAAGUUGCUCCCGUCCAAGAAGUUUCCAACGCUGUUGUAGAAGAAGCUGUCCCCGCUCACGAAUUGGCCGAUGAUGGUUACCGUUACAAGACCAACCGUCGUGUUGUAUACCGUCGCAACCGUCGUGAUGUCAGUCACUUGCCCUCCAACGAAUACUUGCCCCCUGUACAAGAAUCUGCCCCCGUUGUAGAUGCUCCCGUCCAAGAAUUCGCCGUUGUUGAAGAAGCUGCCCCCGCCCACGAAUUGGCCGAUGAUGGUUACCGUUACAAGACCCACCGUCGCGUUGUAUACCGUCGCAACCGUCGUGAUGUCAGUCACUUGCCUUCCAACGAAUACUUGCCCCCUGUACAAGAAGCCGCUCCCGUUGAAGUUGCUCCCGUCCAAGAAUACGCUGCUGUAGAAGAAGCUGUCCCCGCCCACGAAUUGGCCGAUGAUGGUUACCGUUACAAGACCCACCGUCGCGUUGUAAUCCGUCGCAACCGUCGUGAUGUCAGCCACUUGCCCUCCAACGAAUACUUGCCCCCUGUACAAGAAUCCGCUGCCGUUGAGGUUGCUCCCGUCCAAGAAGUCGCUGUUGUAGAAGAAGCUGUCCCCGCUCAUGAAUUGGCCGAUGAUGGUUACCGUUACAAGACCAACCGUCGUGUUGUAUACCGUCGCAACCGUCGUGAUGUCAGUCACUUGCCCUCCAACGAAUACUUGCCCCCUGUACAAGAAUCUGCUCCCGUUGAUGUUGCUCCCGUCCAAGAAGUCGCUGUUGUAGAAGAAGCUGUCCCCGCUCACGAAUUGGCCGAUGAUGGUUACCGUUACAAGACCCACCGUCGCGUUGUAUACCGUCGCAACCGUCGUGAUGUCAGCCACUUGCCCUCCAACGAAUACUUGCCCCCUGUACAAGAAUCCGCUCCCGUUGAAGAAACCCCCGUUGUUGUCAACGUAGUCGAAGAAGCUGUCCCCGCUCACGAAUUGGCCGAUGAUGGUUACCGUUACAAGACCCACCGUCGCGUUGUAUAUCGUCGCAACCGUCGUGAUGUCAGCCACUUGCCCUCCAACGAAUACUUGCCCCCUGUACAAGAAGCCGCUCCCGUUGAAGUUGCUCCCGUCCAAGAAGUCGCCGUUGUUGAAGAAGCUGUCCCCGCCCACGAAUUGGCCGCUGAUGGUUACCGUUACAAGACCAACCGUCGCGUUGUAUACCGUCGCAACCGUCGUGAUGUCAGCCAUUUGCCCUCCAACGAAUACUUGCCCCCUGUACAACAAGAAGCUGUCGUAGCUGCCCCCACCAACGAAUACUUGCCCCCUGUCCAACAAGACGAAGCUGUCCCAGCCCAUGAAUUGUCUGCUGAUGGUUACCGUUACAAGACCCAACGUCGCGUUGUCUACCGUCGUCAUUAA
This is a messenger RNA of Calliphora vicina (urban bluebottle blowfly), 1962 nucleotides long. RefSeq lists its product as uncharacterized. NCBI's taxonomy places the organism in Eukaryota, Metazoa, Arthropoda, Insecta, Diptera, Calliphoridae. The record is from RefSeq and is a predicted model, not a curated record. Bases 1 to 1962 code for a protein of 653 amino acids. The transcript is spliced from 2 exons.